Adineta ricciae is the source of this 4410-nucleotide messenger RNA. Lineage: Eukaryota; Metazoa; Rotifera; Eurotatoria; Adinetida; Adinetidae. The record is from the annotation of a GenBank genome assembly.
AUGAUUGAGGUUAUUGCCGAAAUCUUGCGAGGUCCGGUGUUCAUCGCCGGUGAAACUCUUCAUUGUCAAAUAAAAUUCACGAAUAAAUCAACUAAUGAAACGAAUUCAAAUGGAAAUUUCGAGAAGAUUUCUUGGGCAAGCGUACAAUUACACUGUCAACGUUAUGUUAAUGAACAGAAAGUUAAUUUGCAACAACAACAACAGCAACAAGCUUCUAAUUCUAAUAUCAAGUCCAAUGAUUCAACAGCGACGAACGUUGAUGUUGUUCCAUUAGAUUCAACCGCAUUGAUCGCAACCAAAGGUGAAACUGGUCAAACAGUCUAUACAUCUAAACCGUGCGUAUUAUUUUGUGAUUUGAAAUUACAUCCAGGUGAAAUAAGAACCUUUUCUUAUCAGGAGACAAUAUCGACACACGUACCUCCGACAUUCCGUGGAAAUUAUGUUAAAUAUUCAUAUAAACUUACAAUUGGUACGCAGCGAGUCAACUGUCCAACAACACUUAUUCGAGUUCCAUUUCGUGUAUUAGUUAUACCAGAUUUAGAUAAAUACAUUCGGCAAGACCGAGCUGCCAUCGCUUCAUCGCAAACCGGCACUAAAAUUGAUAAUCCAUUUGUAUGUUCAAGUCGAACUGAAAUUGAUUCAUUAACAACAGCUCUCGAUGCUCUACAAAUACUUUCAUCUCGAACACAUCAGAAUGUUUAUAACAUAAGCAAUAAUCGUGGCCGUGUAUGUCGAUUAACAUUAUUCAAAAAUAAUUUUAAACUAGGUGAAGAUAUCUUGGGCACGAUCGAUUUCGAUCAAACAGAUGUUCCAUGCGUACAAUAUACAGUUACACUACAAAGUGAAGAGACACUAAAUCCAACGUAUCGUCGAAAAUCCAGUCAAUUGUCAAAUGUAACAUCGUACACCAAACAAUCGGAAUUCAGCUUAUCUACACUAGAAACACAUCUAUCAAUCUCUAUUCCAUUAUCAUGCACACCAACAUUUUCGAUGGAUCUCGUUUCUUUACGAUGGAAAUUACAUUUCGAAUUCGUCACAUCCAAAGCUCCGCGUAGUUUGCUGCCGGCAAAUGUUGAUUCGUCGUCAAGCACAACGUGGUCAACAGCAAAUUCGAUCGAAGUCGAGAGCAUGACGUGGGAUUUGCCUAUAAAAAUUCUUCCGACAAACCCCUAUUUUGCUAAUAAUGUUGCGAAAAUGCAUUCAUUUCUAUUCGUUGGCAAUCAUAAAUCACAACCAGCACAAGAUUACAGUCGAACAUCGAAUUCUAAGAAUCUCGAUGAUUUCAUCAAACGAACGGAACAGGAACGUCAGAAACGUGAACUCACGCGAAAACAAUUAUAUUCUGCAAUUAAAAUCCAAAGUUUCUAUCGAAGAGUUCGUGCACAAAAAGAACUAACAAAACUAGCUCGUGCACGCAUCACAACCUUGAUAGCACAAUUACAAUCAACUAGUUUCAAUGAGGAAAAUCUCGUACACCUUGCGAAUUUAAUCAAAUUCGGUUUUCAACCGAAUGCAGACGCAAAUCUGAUGAUGUCAUUGAUCGAUUCAUGUUGGAAACAUCGUCAAGCGAUUGUUGAGAAACUUUCCAAUGAUAAUCCGCCAUUAAAAAUUGCCCUUGCCAAGCUAUUAAAAUAUACAGUCAGAUGUCUUUCCUAUUUCGAAUCCAUUCGAUUACCAACACGUUUUAUCGAAUGGUUCACGGAUGUUAAUAGUUAUACCAACGAGAAGCAAACAUCUCCAUCUCAAAAUGUACAAAUAUUAACCAGUUAUUUUCUAAGAAAUAUCAUUCGAAAUGGUUAUUAUACCCAGAUGUGCUCAAUCAUUGAGUCAAAAGUACCACCAAAUGUCAGCAAAAGCAGUCGUGUACCAGCUAUUGAAUCGAUUGUUGAAUUACUUGCUCGACCAAUUGAAUGUCAAUCCCUGGAUUCAGUUGUUCGCGAUGAAGCACUGGUAACACUUCGAAAUGAAUUGUUUUCCCGAUCAGAUCUUCCUGCAUUACCACUAAUCAUCACUCCAACGUUGAUUCACCGACCUAAUUUUCCUUCGAGGCGUUAUAUCGAACUAGUCGACUUCCAUCCAACAUUUCCCAUCGACUCUUCAUUGUAUCAAAACUGGAAACUUUACCAGCUACAUGCAGCACUACUGAUCAUUGAUAGCCGAAUCGAUGAGUUACCAGCAUCGUUAACAAAACGAAUCGUUGCAAUUAUUCGAUAUUUCAGCAAUGGUCUAAUCACCACAAAUUUCAAGAAUUUACCCAUACAUGAUCAAAAUGCAGAUGAACAUGACCGAGAUGAUCAAAUGAAUAUGGACACAGAUGAACCCGAUGGCGAACUAAUUGGAGAUUGUUUGACAAUAUUGAAUAAACGUUCGAUUACAAACUACUUGAUUAAAUUAGCUGAUCGACAAAGUCAUCAAACUUUAACUAAUGAUGACAAUGACUAUAUUGGUAAUUUAGCUACGAUAGCUCAUAGUUUAAUCUUUCAUCGCAAUGAAUCCAUACUUCGAUCAAAUUUCCUACUAAGUUUAAGUACGUCAACAGCAUUUCUUCGUCAUUUAUGGUAUGUUUGUCGCACAUUGACGUACGAAACUGACUAUCGAGAACAAGUUCUUCUCCUCUCCCAUAUUUCGUGCGCUAAUCCAUUAUUAAAAGACAUUGAUAUUGAUCGUAUCGAACCAUUACUUGUCACAUUCUGUUCAUUGUAUAGUAUGUCACUAGUACCAUUACAUGAUGAUGAAUUUUUUCGUGGUCCACCCGAAACUGCGUUUCACACGAGCCAAAUUUCUCAAAUGGUUCGCAUCUUACAAGACGUGUGUAUGGGCAUUGUGAGAUUUAUGUAUCCCGAUAAACAAAUAACGAAUCCAUCAACAAAUACAACCGAUGAUAGUGAGCCGAUGACAAAGACUCUUCGAGCAAAUAAACAAGUGGAGAUAGCAAGACAAAAAGCGACAAAGUUUUCAAUCGUUUUCAAAAUUAUUGUACAACUAUUGCAACAACUUCGAGCGAGAGACGUUCGAAGACAGUUUUGUCCUCCGGAAAAUUGGCUAACAAAUCAGUUUCAUUUGCAUCUUGAUAAGACAUACAUCGUACCAUUUGCUCGUGGUUUAUCAGAUCCAUUACUAUUGUCGUCGGAUGCAUAUUUCAGUCGUGAGCGAGCACCUGAUGCAUUUACAUUUUCUGUAACUGAACUUCGUUUGUUGACUAUUCUUCAACAAAUUCCAUUCGUUAUUCCAUUCGAUACACGAGUUCAAGUUCUGAAUUUAUUGGUCCAACAAGACAAAAUGGAACAACAACAAGGCGCAGAAUUUCUGCAAGCUGGUUCAACAAUUAAUGUUCGUAUACGUCGAGAUUACAUCUAUGAAGAUGCUUUCGAAAAAUUGAGUCCUCAAAAUGAACCCAACCUUCGACGUAGAAUGCGCGUUAGUUUCAUCAAUGCUGUUGGUCUUGAUGAAGCAGGCGUCGAUGGCGGUGGUUUGUUUCGUGAAUUUAUGAAUGAAUUACUGAAAUCAUCAUUCAAUCCAAUACGUGGUUUAUUUAAAUUGACUAGCGAUGGUUUUCUCUAUCCCAAUCCAAAUAUUGCUUUUAUUGACGAAAAUUUUGGUCCACAUUAUUACUUUCUAGGACGAAUAUUAGGCAAAGCGAUCUACGAGAAAUUUCUGGCUGAAUUACCAUUUGCAACAUUUUUCCUUCAGAAAAUCCUCUCGCGUUCAUCAGGAAAAGUCGAUAUUCAUCAUUUGGCUUCACUCGAUCCGGAAAUGUACAAGAAUCUACUCUAUCUGAAAAACUACGAUGGAAACGUGGAAGAUCUCGGAUUGGACUUUACCAUUGUCAAUAGUGAAAUCGGACAAACAGAAGUGACUGAAUUGAAACCCAAUGGAAGAAACAUUGCUGUAACCAAUGAAAAUCGUAUUGAAUAUAUUCAUCUGGUUGCUAGCUAUAAAUUGAAUAAACAAAUCAAUGAACAAGUAUUCAAGUUUCGACAAGGACUUGGUGAUGUUAUCAAUUUGGAAUGGUUAAGAAUGUUCGACGCGAACGAAUUGAGAAUAUUAAUCUCGGGUGCACCCGGAGAAAUCGAUGUGAAUGAUUGGAGAAAUCAUUCUCAAUACAGAGCACCGUAUAGUAAAGAGCAUCCUGUCAUUCAAGCUUUUUGGCGUUGUGUUCAUGACUUUACUGAAGAUCAAAAACGGAAAUUAUUGAAAUUUACGACGAGCUGUUCGAGACCGCCAUUGUUUGGAUUCAAGGAACUUUAUCCGGAAUUCUGUAUACAAUCUGCUGGUUCGGAAAUUGAUCGUUUGCCAACAUCAAAUACGUGUAUAAAUCUCUUGAAAUUACCUGAAUAUAAGGAUGAAAAUGUGCUUAAAGAAAAACUUUUAUACGCUAUUCAAGCAGCAGCGGGAUUUGAAUAUAGUUGA